GUCCCAAGCACAAAGACGCUGGAACCACAUUCCGCCACAAGAUGUCGCAGUUCUGGCACGUUUAUCACGUAAAUGCAGCAGCCAAUGAAAGCGUAGACACGUGAUAUAGCUAUUCUGCGCGUAAGAUCGGGUAAAAUUUGAAAGUGAUUGGAAGCGGGAGAGGCCGAGCGGAGGGUGGAGGCGGUAUCCUUCGGCUAUAUGGCGGGUGUACAGAUGAAAGUUAUGGCGGAAGCAGAGGCUCAGUUUCCGCCUUUGCAAGAUGGGGAUGACUUUUUCCAUGUGGGCAGCGAUCGGUGUUCGGAGGAGCUGCGGGAUGUUAAACAAGUCUUGUUCCAGGAGGAGGAUGACAGCGCCAGUGAUUAUGGCAGCUAUAAAAGGCUGGGGAAAGUCACAAGUCGUACGGUUCCUGCAGGAAACAUGCUAUUUCCAGACCUAUUCCAAACCAACAACCUCCUUUUCUAUGAAAGAUUUGAGACUUACAAAGACUAUAUGCUUGGUGACUGUAAACCCUCUGAGGUGAAAGAAUUCAUAGCGGAGUACUUGGAAAAGGCCCUCAAACCAUCUGGCUGGAAUGCAAUUUGGCACACUGAUGUCUUUGAUGUUCUUGUAGAGGUAACCGAUGUAGAAUUCUCCAGCCUUAAUGCCAUAGUGCGGCUGUCUGAGCCUUUCCUGUGUGAGUCUCAUGUCAGUAGCAUUGCUCUUGAAAGUAUCAAAGACCUGCUAGAUGUGAAGGAUCAGAGGGUACCUUUGCAGGAAAUCCGUGUUGUUUUUGAUGAGUCUGGGUUAUAUAACCAGACUGCACUCGCUAUUGAGCAUCUCAGAUUUUUCUACCAGCAGAUCUGGCGGCCCUGGGAUGAGGAAGAGGAAGAUUAUUUUGAUUACUUUGUGAGAUGCGUGGAGCCUCGUUUACGCCUGCAUUAUGACAUCCUUGAAGACCGUAUCCCAUCCGGACUUGUGGCUGAGUACAGUAGCCUUCUGUUGCAGUGUGAAGAAGUUUAUAUGCAAUUCACCAACCUCCGAAAUAAUUUAUCCAAUAAAGACUCUGAUUCAGAAUCUGAACUUGACAAUGUGUCCAUGGUUGAGGGUAUGAAGAUGGAUAAUGAAAUGGAGAAUCUGAAAAGGAAGCUAAAAUUAAUUGAAAAUCCACUGCUGAGGUAUCUAUUUUGUUAUCAGAGAAAUUCUGGAUGCCACAAUGUGCAAGCCAAAGGGCCCAGACCCAAUGGUGGGAAGGUGAUUCAUGUUGUAUCCACAAGUAUGUCCAUCCUCACACUGCAGUGUCUGACAAGAGAAAGACUUCAGCCAGAGUCUGGUAACAAAGAUUUGGAAAUCCAGUUCCACAGAGAUCCUCUGGAGGCAGUGAACGCAUGCUAUGAGGGAGAUCUUGUCAUAAUUUGCCCUGGUCUUUAUGCUGUAUAUGGCCUGAUCAACAUUAUGGACUCAAUAGAGAUAGAAGGAUAUGGCCUCCCUGAUGAUGUUGUAAUAGAAAAAAUGGGCAAAGGGGAUACUUUUGUGGCCUGCAGUGGGGCCCAUAUUAAAAUCUCCAAUGUGAAGUUUGUACAGCAUGAGGCAGUGGAAGGGAUUAUAACUAUCCAUAGUGGGAAGACAGAGCUAGACAACUGUGUGUUGCAGUGUGAAACUACUGGAGUCACUGUCAAGAAGUCUGCAGAGUUAUUGAUGAAGUAUAGUGAUUUAUAUGGAGCGAAGGGUGCUGGAAUGGAAAUAUACCCUGGAAGUAAGUGCACCUUAAUUGGAAAUGGCAUACACCACUGCAGGGAUGGCAUCCUUAUUAAGGACUUUAUUGAUGUCGUUUGCGAGAUCCCUAAAAUAACCAUGGAGAAUAAUGUCAUACAUAAUAACGAAGGCUAUGCAGUUGUCUUGGUUAAACCAUCUCUAGACAUAGAGAAGAACUCUCAUAAUGAGGAACUUGAAGGUGGACAUCUUGAUGAUGAUGAUAAAAUGAUAGAGGAACAAACUAGUUCUAAUAUAUUGCAACCUAACCUAAAUAAAGCUAUGGGUGUAGAAGACAAAGCAGUCGAGCACACUAAUAAUUUAGAAAAAGAUCAAGGUAAUCUGGCCAUUGCUAAAGAAGAGGUUGAAUGUGAAUAUGCAAUUGACUGUGAAGAGGCUGAAGGGAAUCAGGUCAUUGCUACUGAACUGGUUGCUAACACAAGAAGAAAAACCAAACUACACAAGAAGAGGCUGAGCACAUUGGGAAUUGUAACAGCAGAUGAUAAGCUAACAUCCCAAGAGAUAUUUGUUUCCAUAGUUGGGAACCAGUUUAAGAGAAACGGAAAAGGAACCUUUGGAACAUUCCUCUUCUGACUUUGCACUUUGAUUCUGCAUUCCUAAUGCUUUCUUGAAGAACUGUGACCUCUGUAUCCAUUUUCUUUACUUGGCUGUAUGUCACAAGCUGUUGUCUUAAUUCACUUUAAUGCCAUAAAUUGCACAUGUACAUAAAGAACAGUGUUCCAGGGUUUCCUCUUGUGUAAGUCAUUUGUAAAUUUGAGAGGUUGUGUAUUCAACUUCAUUACUGUCAACUUUUCACAAACGAUACACAAUAAAGGGAUUACACUUCCAGCCAAA
Xenopus laevis (African clawed frog) is the source of this 2583-nucleotide messenger RNA. RefSeq names its product SHC SH2-domain binding protein 1 S homeolog (gene shcbp1.S). Gene Ontology annotation, biological process: fibroblast growth factor receptor signaling pathway. Gene Ontology annotation, cellular component: spindle; midbody. Lineage: Eukaryota; Metazoa; Chordata; Amphibia; Anura; Pipidae. The record is from RefSeq and is marked provisional.